GUGACGGUGACGGCGAUAAUGAUGGUGACGAAUUUUGCUCAUAAGGUUGUGAGGAUGGUGCAGAGGUGAACGACUGCAUCUUUGUAGUGCAGACCGAGGAGGUCGUCGUCGGUCCGGAUGAUCCAUUCGCCGGUGAAACACUUGGACUCACAGUCGUAGCAUUCUGACUUUGCGAUGCCAUUUUUUGAGAAAAACGAAUUACCAAAGAGGAUCUACCCCUGAAGAAUAUGAACUCUCUCAGGGGCAGAGUACUCUAAAAGUACUCGGAUAAAAGUAUACCGCAGUUAAACCCGUUUCAACCUAGGGUAUUAAUACUUUCAUUUGAACAAGAAAGGCUCCGGCCUCAACAGCCAUCAACCUAACCCAGUCCUAACUCGGAGCCUGCUUUCGGGAUGCUCCACAUUUGUUUCACGCCUCCUAUAUUCCUUUACAAACUUACUUAAAUGAUGCCGAACAAGUUAAUCCGGCAUUUCACGUUAUCCGCGAUUAUUGAUAAAUCAACUACAAAGCGUAAUUCACAGAUAGGAACCUAUCUCGUGAAAGGUGCUACACACGAGAUCAUUCAUUAUCGAUUAUUUGUUAUCGAAUACAGCGAUUCAGAAUUCGACUUCGACCGCGAAUAGCGGCAAACUUGAAAUAUCUUUUCGGUCCAAAUCUUAUGCUCGCGUUCCAUAACAAUGAACUACUUUUGACAAAUUUGGAAUCUUAUCAGUUUAUCGUGUUUUCGAUAAAUUGAUGAAAAUUUCGGCAGUAAAUGAUUCACCGCAUAUACAGUCAAACACCGUCGGAGAAUUGAAUGUUCACGAUGAAAAAUUUGGAAGAAACUAACAAUUUAAAUCCAUCGCUAUUUGCCGAUUUGGAAAAUUACGAGGACGAUCUUUCGGAAUCCAAAAAUGGACAUACAAUAUCUGAACAAUCAGUCCAACAAAAUGUCUUACCAUGGGAUAUAUUUAAACAAUAUUCAAUAAAAAAAGAAAGUGCAUCAAUGCAGAAGCAUAAAUGGCUAGUUAUCGUUAUGCGCAUUAUUAAAUUUCUUAUGUAUGGUAUUAUUUUCUGCAUUAUUCUAUGCUGUAGUUUAAUUGCCAAAUGUGCAGUCCUCUUUGCAGUUUCACAGCUUGAUGAAGAACAAUGUACACAAUUGUGUAAUGCCUACUCAGAGAUCAAAGAAGAUUUAGGUGCAAAAAUUUCCAAAAAGGGUAGAAUAAUCUGGUCAUGGUACAUCAUCUUUAUGUUCCUUGUGCCAGAAUGUUUCAACAUUUUACAGUCUAUAUGGUAUUAUAUUUUUAAAAAGAAUGAAAAGAUGCCUAAGAAACUAAAUCUAGCAAUUCUCCUUGUUUUGGAAACUUUUCAUCCAAUUGGUUUAGCACUUUUGCUUUUCUACAGUCUUCCAAAGAUCAACUCUAUAGAAGGUGCAGCAAUAUGUAGUUGUAUGUCUUUCAUACCUGUUCUAAUAAAUUUAAUUUCUCAAAAUCAGAAGUAUGUGGAAACAUCUAAAAUGUUCGUAUUAAUUUUAUUAUGUGAUGUGUUGGCAUUAAUUGCCCAGGGUUCUGGACUGAUUCUACAUUCCUUUUUACAUUAUAAUACAAAUGACGCACUAAUGUGGAUAUUUCCUAUAUCACUUUUAUUAUCUUCUUGUCGUUGGUGGAUCAAUUAUGUUUCUGACCAUAGUUACUGUGGGUUUAUAAGGUUUCUAGCAGCAGUAAGAACAGAUUUAGAAAAUAGUAGACAUUUAUUGCAAGGAUACAUAGCAUUUUGGAGGUGUUUGAUAUUCAUUUUAAGUGCAUCUAUAAUUUCAAUGUUUAAAGGAAUUCAAUUUAGUGAAUUUUUUGAAUUUCAAGGAAUGAAUCAAUACAAUGUGGAAUUAGUUCCAUUAUUAAAUUGUUCUGUCCCUACAAAAGCACAAGGAGUAAAAUUUCAUUUUGAAGACAACAAUUUUCAACAAGAAGAUAUUUAUACCCCUACUGUAAACACAUCAACACCUUUAAAUAUUUUUUUAAUUCAAGUUUUCUGUGGUUUUCUCAUAUAUAGAACAGCUAUAUUUGCAUAUAAAACACAGAUGCACAAAUUUAGUGUUGCUUUUCCAAUAAGUUUAGUUACACCAGGGACGAUAUUUCUAAUAAUAAUGUUUUCUAUUGGAAAAGAUAAGGAUUCGUGUGCGUUUCGUGAUUUACUAUCAGAUUAUCUAUUUUUCAAAGAACCUGUAUACAGCAAUAUGAAAGAUUUUUUCCUAAACUGGCGCAUAUGGUGCUGGAUAGUAUGGUGGUUAUCUCAAAUUUGGAUCUCACUACAAUUAUGGUUUGAUCAGAAAGAAAAAAUUGCUCCAGUGGAGAAAAUUUUCUAUAAUUCAACAUAUGAUUCUCUAAUGAUUGAUCAGUUCAUAGGAUUAAAUAAAAGAAAGUAUCAAACUUACAAUAUGAUUGAAGAAGAAGAGCAUUUUCAUUUGACUACACAGUUCAAGGCUGCCAGUAUACAAGAAAUGGAAAGAUCAAGUAGGUCUGAUUCAGGAUUUUUAGAAGAAAAUGUCAGUAAUAAAAAGAAUGCUUGUGCUACUCAACUUUAUGUAUGUGCUACUAUGUGGCAUGAAACUAAAGAAGAAAUGAUGGAACUGAUUGGAAGUAUAUUACGACUAGAUAAGGAUCAAUGUGCUAUGAGAGUUACUCAAAAAUAUUAUAAGAUUUUUAUUAAAGAUUAUUUUGAACUGGACACUCACAUAUUUUUUGACGACGCAUUUUGCUGUAUAUAUGGUUGUAUUGGGUCAUGUAAUCAUCUUGAACAUGAAACACAAAUAAACCAAUAUGUGGUAACAUUUCUGGAAACUAUGGAAGAAGCUGUCAAGAAUCUUGGUAUGUGUUCAUUAUUUCCAACCAAGCAUCCAACACCCUAUGGUGGUCAACUUAUCUGGACUCUACCUGGUAAAACAUAUUUAACGGUGCAUCUUAAAGAUAAGAAUAAAAUACGACACAGAAAAAGAUGGAGCCAGGUCAUGUACAUGUAUUAUCUUCUUGGCUAUCGUUUGAUGGACCCAUCAAUCAAUGUUGAUCGUAAAGAAUUAAUUACAGAAAAUACUUACAUUCUAACAUUAGAUGGUGAUGUUGAUUUUCGACCAGUAGCUGUUAAAGCAUUAAUUGACUUAAUGAAAAAAGAUAAGAAAUUAGGUGCAGCCUGCGGACGAAUACAUCCAGUGGGAGAAGGUCCAAUGAUUUGGUUUCAAAAAUUUGAAUAUGCUAUAGGACAUUGGCUCCAGAAAUCAACAGAACAUACUAUAGGCUCGGUUCUCUGUAGUCCUGGAUGUUUUUCUCUUUUCAGAGCAAAAGCUUUAAUGCAACAUAAUGUCAUAGCAAAAUAUGCAACUAGAUCAACUGAACCCAAGCAUUAUAUUCAGUAUGAUCAAGGAGAAGAUCGAUGGCUUUGUACACUUCUUUUACAAGCUGGCUGCAAAGUAGAAUAUUGUGCAGCUGGUGAUGCUUAUACACAUGCUCCAGAAACAUUUAAAGACUUUUAUAUUCAGCGUCGACGAUGGAUUCCAUCCACUAUGGCUAACAUAUUUGACUUGUUAAAUACAUCAAAAGAAACCAGAAAAUUAAAUAAUGACAUCUCGUGGCACUACAUUGCAUAUCAAUGGAUAUUAACAGGUAGUACUAUUAUUGGACCAUCUUUUAUUUAUUUAAUGAUGGCUGGUGCAUUUGUCACCUCUUUUCAAAUAGAUAACUGGACAAGUUUUUGGUUCAACCUAAUUCCAAUAAUUGUGUUUCUAAUAGUUUGUUUCUUCAGUGAAAAUCGUAUACAGCUUAUCGUAGCUGAGUUUAUUACUGUUCUAUAUGGAUUGGUAAUGAUAGUUGUAUUAGUUGGAAUACUAUUAGAAGUAGCAGAAGAAGGAAGUCUUGCACCCAACACACUUCUGUUUUUUAUUGUAAUCGCUCAAUUUAUACUAACAGGUUUUAUGCAUCCACAUGAAAUAUCAUGUCUAAAUUUUGGGAUCAUUUAUUAUAUUACAGUACCAUCAAUGUACAUGUUACUUAUUAUUUACUCCAUCUUCAAUGUACAUAACGUUACAUGGGGUACUAGAGAAUCCAAGCAACAGAUAAAGUCAUCGGAAGAAACUAAUUAUUCACAAGCUGGACGAAAUGAAAAAUUUAGAAGAAAUUUUGGCAAUUUUUUCAAAUAUGCUUGUUGUAAAUACAAUUCAGCAAAAGAAGAAUAUUUACAGUCUAUUUAUAAUGCAAUAAAUGAAAUUAAUACCCGCUUAAAAAAAAUAGAAAGUUACAGAAUCAAUGAUAUAUCACAUGAUGAUGAAAGUAAUCAUGCUAUCAAUGAUGAAUUAUAUGCAAAUGCAGAUUUGGAAAGUGGAAUUUCAAUACAAUCAUCUAAUACUGUUUAUGAUGAAUACUCCAAUUAUUUAGUAAGCCCUAAUUGGCUACAUAGUAAGCAUAUGCAACAUGGGAAGAUAGACUUUCUUUCUACAUCAGAAGAAGAAUUUUGGAAACAAUUAAUAGCAAAAUAUUUACAUCCUAUUGAAAACGAUGUAGAAGAACAAGAAUAUCUGGAACCAAUAGGAUGUCUGUUUAUUAUUGCAUAUGUUAUAAUCUUAUUUAUUCAAUUUUUAGCAAUGUUGGUUCACAGAUUUAAUACAUUUACUCACAUUAUUGCCAAUGUAAAAUUAAAUCUAUUUUUCUGCAAUAAGACAAAAGAUGUAUCAGAUGAUUUGAUUACUACUGAACAUGCAGGACACAUAGUAGAAGGACUUCAAAAUGCAGUAGAAAAUAGAAUGUCAUAUUCAGAAGGUCAAAGAACUAUUCAAGAAUUAAUAGAAGAUGCUCAAAAUCCUCUAAAGCUGUCUCGUAAUUUUGAAGUUCUUUUUCACAGAAAAUUGAGACAAUCUGCUGAAUCUGGAUUAUCUAAUGUAGUAUCUCCAAAUGUACCAAAAGAUGUAAUAGAAGCAUUUGAAAAGCGACACUCUGAAAUUGUAAUAGGACGUAAGAGAAAAUUUUCUCAAAGUACAACAUCUGAUAAUAGUGAAGAUGAGGGAAGAUCAAAUUAUGAUAUUAAAAAUAUAGAUAAAGCACUAGGAAAUCAUGAAUAUGAUAAUCCAGCAUUCCUAAACGAUAAUGAAGAUUAAUUGAAUGUUUUAAUGUAAAUUUCAUAUAAAACUAUUUAACUUCUUAUGUAUUGAAAUACCUAAUUUUCUAAAUAAAAUGUUCUAAUAAAAAAAAUACAUAUUCAAGAA
Megalopta genalis is the source of this 5224-nucleotide messenger RNA. NCBI's taxonomy places the organism in Eukaryota, Metazoa, Arthropoda, Insecta, Hymenoptera, Halictidae. The record is from RefSeq and is a predicted model, not a curated record.